UAUCUACAUUUUUUAGUCAAUUAAUUUAUUAUUAAAAACUAUAACAUGUCAUAAUCUAAAAUUAUUAUUUAUUUUUUAAUAUAAAAUAAAAGUAAAUUUAGUUUCACUUUAAUUGAUUUGUUAAAAUUAAACUUGAAUAAAUACUUUUUGUUGAGUAGCACCAAUUUCAAAAUAUUUAAAAAGUAAACAAAAUUUGUAGUUUGAAUGGAAACUAAAAUUUUCAUAAAUGAAUCAAAUUAUCAAGAUAAUUCUUAUUUUUCUCUAAAAAAAGAAGAACCCCCAAGGAAAUUGCUAUGGGUUAAUAUAGGCCAUUUAUCUGAAUUAUGGCAAUUUUUAAUUUGUUCGUUUGUAGUAUUUAUUUUCUUCAUACCAUAUGGAUAUCUACAAGAAUCAAUAUUUGCAGUUAAAGGGUUCAAACCAUUUGGAUGGUAUUUAACUCUUGUUCAAUUUUUAAAUUAUUCUAUUUUCGGAUACAUAGAAAGUAAAUUUAAUAAAAUUCAAAGAAGAAUACCUAUUAAAUUAUACCUUUUAUUAGGUGUAAUAUUAUUAGGUUCAAUGGGAUUUUCUAAUGCUUCACUUGGUUACUUGAAUUAUCCUACUCAAGUUAUAUUUAAAUGUUGUAAAUUAAUACCAGUAAUGAUUGGUGGUGUACUAAUUCAGAAAAAAGUGUAUAAAAUUAUUGACACUGUAGCAGCUUUAAGCAUGUGUAUUGGCUUAAUUCUUUUUACUUUAGCAGACAAUAAAAUUUCUCCUCAUUUCAACUUUUUAGGUGUCAUUUUAAUAAGUUUGGCAUUGUUUUGUGAUGCACUUAUUGGAAACUUUCAAGAAAAAAUGAUGAAAAAACAUAAUGCUACUAAUGCAGAAAUUGUAUUGUAUUCAUAUUUUAUAGGAUUUCUAUAUUUAUUUCUAAUAUUGAUUUUAAGUGGAGAACUUAAUGAAGGAACAAAAUUUUGCAUUGAGAAUCCUGUGAUAUACAUAUACAUAUUCUUUUUCUCUCUAUCUGGAUUUUUUGGUGUUCAAGCUGUUCUUGCACUUAUCAGAACAUGUGGGGCACUAGUUGCUGUAACUGUAACUACUUGUCGCAAAGCAGUAACAAUUGUUGUGUCCUUUAUGUUAUUUUCAAAACCAUUUACUAUUCAGUAUGUAUGGGCUGGAUUGUUGAUCGUUAUUGGAAUAUACUUAAAUGUGUUAGGUAAAACAAGUAAUUUUAAUUUUGAAAACGUUUUUAUAAAAAUGAGCUCAUUGUUUAAAGACACGGAAAAAAGACGAAAAUCCACUGUUGUGGUCUAAACUAUGUAAUUUUUGUAUAAAAGAAAACAUUAAUAUUUAAUUAAUUAAAUUAAGUAUUACCUCAAAUCAUUAUGUUAUUAUUACAAUAGUUUUAAAUUUAAAUUAUCAGUGAAAUAAUUAAAUUUAAAAAGUAUAGUAUGUAAAUUAUUAUUACUAAAAAUUUAUUUUUAAAUAUUGAAGAAAUAUUUGUAAAGGAAUUGGAUUGAAACUAGAAAGAAUAAUAAAAUAAUUUGAGAACUAU
Daktulosphaira vitifoliae (grape phylloxera) is the source of this 1531-nucleotide messenger RNA. It is a transcript of the gene Papst2, whose product is annotated as adenosine 3'-phospho 5'-phosphosulfate transporter 2. Gene Ontology annotation, molecular function: 3'-phosphoadenosine 5'-phosphosulfate transmembrane transporter activity. The coding region runs from base 205 to 1290 and encodes 361 amino acids. Gene Ontology annotation, cellular component: endoplasmic reticulum membrane; Golgi membrane. The transcript is spliced from 6 exons. Gene Ontology annotation, biological process: transmembrane transport. The record is from RefSeq and is a predicted model, not a curated record. Lineage: Eukaryota; Metazoa; Arthropoda; Insecta; Hemiptera; Phylloxeridae.